AAAAACGAGCCCGCCAGAUCUAGUUUUAGUAAAUAAAGUCCCUUUUUUCGAGAGGAGAGAUGUGACACUCCCCUGCUGUUCAGCUCGGCCACAGAUCUGCCUGAUCGCGUAAUUGAUAUACCAUCAUCCUAUCUAUGAAAAAAAAAUCAAUACGUAAUAUAACUUUUCAGCGGUAAUCGUGUACGUGAAUAUUUUCGGUGCAGAUGCACUUUUGUACGCAUUUUGUUUGUAUUUACGAAUGCAUUUUGAAAUAUUAUCCAACGAUUUCGAAAGAUUAACAGAUAGCAAUGAGGAACUACGAGAAUUAGUAUUGAGACACCAAGAGCUAAUCGAAUUAGUCAACGAAGUACAAAAUAUAUAUUCAACAUCUAUGCUAUUUAAUAUAAUAAUUAGUUCGUUUACAAUAUGUUUCUGUGGAUUUAACAUAACGCUUAUCACUGAUCCGGGUAUAUCAUUCGCAUUCUUAAGUUUUCUAUUAAUGAGUUUGUAUCAAAUUUUCAUGUUAUGUUUCUUCGGUGACAUGAUAAGCGUUUCGAGCACAAAAAUUGGUGAUGCGAUUUAUAAAAACAAGUGGUACGAGGCCAAACCAGCAUUUAAAAGGAGUUUAUUUAUUAUAAUUAUGCGGUCUCGAAAGCCUUGCGUUCUCUCGGCGUCAAAAUUUGCGACCCUCAACCUUACAGCGUUUACUAAGAUUCUGAGCCGUUCCUGGUCCUAUUUCGCUUUAUUAAGAACAAUGUACCGUUAAUAAAGUACUUAUUUACGCAAA
Molecule: messenger RNA, 766 nt
Organism: Pieris napi
Lineage: Eukaryota; Metazoa; Arthropoda; Insecta; Lepidoptera; Pieridae
Product: odorant receptor 85b-like
Exons: 6
Coding region: 239-745 (168 amino acids)
Biological process (GO): detection of chemical stimulus involved in sensory perception of smell; sensory perception of smell
Cellular component (GO): plasma membrane
Molecular function (GO): olfactory receptor activity; odorant binding
Source: RefSeq, a predicted model, not a curated record